AUGGGCAGCGCCAGCCCCAGCGCCGCGCCCCCCGGCUGCCUGCUGCUGCCCCCCGACGGCCUGGAGAAGGGGGCCGCGCCCGAGAGACGGGCCUGGAGCCCCCGCCGCCCGGCCACCCCCGACCAGGGCCUGUCCGCCUUCUACCUCUCCUACUUCGACAUGCUCUACCCCGAGGACGGCACCUGGGCCGCCAAAGGACCCGCGGCCGGCGCUCGCGAGGAGCCGCCCGAGGAGCCCGAGCAGUGCCCCGUCAUCGACAGCCAGGCGCCGGGGGGCGGCCUGGACCUGGGGCCGGGGGCGCUGGCCCUGGAGGAGCACUCGCUGGAGCAGGUGCAGUCCAUGGUGGUGGGCGAGGUGCUCAAGGACAUCGAGACGGCCUGCAGGCUGCUCAGCAUCACCGCAGACCCUGUGGGCUGGAGCCCCGGCAACGUGCAGAAGUGGCUGCUGUGGACCGAGCACCAGUACCGCCUGCCCCCCGUGGGCAGGGCCUUCCAGGACCUGGGCGGCAAGGAGCUGUGCGCCCUGUCGGAGGAGCAGUUCCGCCAGCGCUCCCCCCUGGGCGGGGACGUGCUGCACGCCCACCUGGACAUCUGGAAGUCAGCGGCCUGGAUGAAAGAGAGGACCUCYCCGGGCGCCGUUCACUGCUGCGCCUCCAACAGCGAGGAGAGCUGGACCGACAGCGAGGUGGACUCGUCCUGCUCCGGACAGCCCAUCCACCUGUGGCAGUUCCUCAAGGAGCUGCUGCUCAAGCCCCACAGCUACGGUCGCUUCAUCCGGUGGCUCAACAAGGAGAAGGGCAUCUUCAAAAUCGAGGACUCUGCCCAGGUGGCCCGGCUGUGGGGCAUCCGCAAGAACCGGCCGGCCAUGAACUACGACAAGCUGAGCCGCUCCAUCCGCCAGUAUUACAAGAAGGGCAUCAUCCGCAAGCCCGACGUCUCCCAGCGCCUCGUCUACCAGUUUGUGCACCCCAUCUGA
Molecule: messenger RNA, 975 nt
Organism: Urocitellus parryii (Arctic ground squirrel)
Lineage: Eukaryota; Metazoa; Chordata; Mammalia; Rodentia; Sciuridae
Gene: Spdef
Product: SAM pointed domain containing ETS transcription factor
Biological process (GO): regulation of transcription by RNA polymerase II; cell differentiation
Cellular component (GO): nucleus
Molecular function (GO): sequence-specific DNA binding; DNA-binding transcription factor activity, RNA polymerase II-specific
Source: RefSeq, a predicted model, not a curated record